Oppiella nova is the source of this 438-nucleotide messenger RNA. The record is from the annotation of a GenBank genome assembly. NCBI's taxonomy places the organism in Eukaryota, Metazoa, Arthropoda, Arachnida, Sarcoptiformes, Oppiidae.
GAGACUACGGGUUCCAGUAUUACCGACACGACUACAGCCUCGGCAUCGACUUCUAGUCCGAAGACAUCUCCGCCCAAACCGUUCUCCUUCUACACGGAUCUGAUCGACGAGAAAGUGAACGAUUCGAACCAUACCAGCGAAGACAACGAGUCCAUGGAUGCGAUGGACGACGAUGUGAUGCAAGUGAACGAUCAAAGCUCGGACUUGGACGAGGAAUUGAAUGAUAUGAAUAUCGACGUAACGGUGCCCGACAUGAAAGUGGACCCAAAGGUGCCCUCCCUUGGCUUCGGCACCGAUUCCCCCAUAUCUGUGAUCCUAAACAACAAAAUAAAACCCAUUUUAUGUUACAUUAAAAAAGGGAAUAAAAAGUCUGUGAGAUGGAUUGAUGAGAACGGGAGGAAUAACAUAGAAACGGUUAAGUUCUUUGAAUUGGACGAA